AUGUUCAAGCGAUGCCAUUAUUUCGCACGCGGAUUCUGCAAGCAUGGAAGCGCGUGUCGCUUCCUGCACGCGUCGCACGGCCAGUCGGCGACGGCGCCCGUGUCGUCGCCGGGGUCGCCCAGUGCGACGAGUUCGGACGGCAUGAUGGCGGCUGCGACGUACCCCGAGCCGCAAGGCGCGGAAGAGACUGCUGCUUUGAGCUGCACGGCCGCGAGCGGCGGCGGCGACGAAACUGGUGUUGAUGCCAGUAACGCCAGCGGGAACGGCGGUAAUGGUGGAGAUUCCUUUGCUGGCAGCACCGCCGCAACCGGCGGCGGCGGUAGCGGUGGUGGUGUGGCCGGGACUGUUGCUGGCGGGCUCGUGGGCGGCAGCCCGGGAUCUGCGGCGGGUUUCACGCUGGAGCGGCUCGAGGCGGAGCUUCACGACUUGCUUAGAGAGCACAAGGGGCCUAUCCACGUGGCAUCGCUUCCACAGCUGUACGCGGAGCGGUUCGGGAAGCCGUUGCAAGCGGAGGGGUACCUAACUGAGAGCCAGCGGCAGGGGCGGCCCGGACUAAGUACACGUGGCAGCCGUAGAGCACAUCUCUCUUCCCCCUCCUAUCUGGGCUUUAUUCCUCUCCCCCCCCGCCGCCAUUUCCCCCCUUCUAUCUUCCCCUCUGCUUACUCCUACACCCAACCUCUCCCCCUUUCCCUUCCCCCGCCUUUCUCCCCCCCUGCGCGCAGCAAGUUCGGGCCAGUCCACGAGGUGCGCGUGCCACAUCAGCAGAAGCGCAUGUUCGGAUUCGUCACGUUCGCUUUCGCGCACAGCGUGAAAGCAAUUCUCGAGGAGGGUAACCCGCACCACAUCGGCGGCUCGCGCGUGCUCGUCAAGCCGUACCGCGAGAAAUCGCGCCACGGCAGCGCCGCCACGACCGCGCACGGGGACCGGAAGACGCGCACGGGUGCGGACCGCGGCGCGCAGGUGUCGCCCGCGAAAGGCGGCAUGGAGUCUUAUUCAGCGGCUGUUGCGGCUGCUGCCGCAGCAGCUUCCGCGGCCGUGUAUGACGCGCCGCCCAGGCGCAAGAGCUUGUAUCAGUCGCUGUCUGACGUGGAUGCCUUGCGGGGCGCAAGGGGCGUGGGGGGCGUGGGGGGCGUGGGGGGCGCGGGGGGCGUGGGGAGCGCGGGGGGCGUGGGGGGCAUGGAGGGCGCGGGGGGCGUGGGGGGCAUGGGGGGAAUGGGGGGAAAAGGUAUGGGUGGUAUGGGCGGCAGUAUUGGAAUGGGGGGAAUGGGCGGGAUGGGUGGUGGUGGUGGUACGGACGAGCACCUUUUCAAGCCCUCCUCUCUCGGCCUCGCCUCUUCCUCCUUCUCCUCCUCCUUCGCCUCCUCCAUCUCGUCAGGUUUGACCGGAUUCGCCUCUGCUCGCACUCCCAUGGAUCACUCUUUCUCCUUCGCCUCCUCCUCCCUCUCGUCUCUCUCCUCUCUCCCCGGCUAUGGCGCCGCAACUACCACCACUACAGCCCACUUUCCACACGUGUUCUGGUGUCGCCUCGUGCUCCCACUUGUCCCUCUCGUGUGCCUUUCCUCUCUUCCCGGCUAUGGCGUCUCAAAGAGGCAGCUCACGCCUGUCCGACCCAACUCCCGCCUCCCGCUUCUCUCCCCUCCCCCUUGCUGCGUUUCCCCCUGGUCGUUGCAAACAGGCGAUGCAGCCCGUCAAGGCCUUCCUCAAACGCCCACACACCGGCAGCUCGAUGACGCGAUGCAGCCCCUGAAGGUCUUCCUCAAACACCCACACACCGGCAGCUCGAUGACGUCUUGUAAGCUCGCCCCCCCCCCCGUCCCACGCUCCUCCGCUGCUCCCUUCAUCUCCUCUCCGUUUCUUUCACCCAGCGGCUGUUCUCGCUUCUGCCAAACAGUCCCUUCACGUCCUCCGUAA
Molecule: messenger RNA, 1911 nt
Organism: Closterium sp. NIES-65
Lineage: Eukaryota; Viridiplantae; Streptophyta; Zygnematophyceae; Desmidiales; Closteriaceae
Source: the annotation of a GenBank genome assembly